CGAUUUUUUACGCUAGCUCGGGGCUCUAGCUCGGGGCUCGAUCUUGGCGCGUGUGGAUCGGGGCUGCCUUAAACGCCGCGUCCUGCCCCAGUAGUAGAGCCUGCUCCAGUAGAGCCUGCCCCAGUAGUAGAGACGCUAACAUGGCGGGCGAAGGAGACAACUACUCCGUCUGCCGGACCUGCGGCGAGGAGUGGUCCAAGGAGCGGCGCGAGUUCUGGCUGACGGAGUACGAUGGAAGGUGGGUGAGGUACUUCGGCAGCUCGCGCAUCAUCAAGGACCGCGGGCAGUACCUCGCGUUCCGCGGCAUCCUGUUCGCGGGCAUGCUGUCGAUCCUGGUGUCCUCCAUCACGAUCGAAAGCUUGGAUGGGAAGGGCCGCUGCUGGCCUAUCUACCUCACGCACCAGGGCGCGCUCAUCGAGACCGUGUAUUUAGGAUUGGCCUUCUCCACCACCGCCAAGGCGUAUUACUACCGGGACGUGGAGGGCACGAAGGAUGCGCCCGAGCGGACGCCGUGGUACUGCCGCGCGGCCUGGAUUCUGCAGGGCAUCACGCUCCCCGCGUCCUUCCUCAUCUUCGUGUUGUACUGGGGUCUCGUGUAUGACGGCGGCAAGAUCUACCCGAUCUCGCCGUGGACGCACGGCGUCAAUUUUGUAUUGAUGGUGCUCGACCAGGCCGUGAGCAACCAGCCCAUGUAUUUGGUCCACGGCCUGCUCUUCAUGGUGUACGCGUUCUUGUACUGCCUCUGGUCCUAUAUCCACUUCGCCAGCGGCCUGAAGAACUGCGAGAACGACCGCUACAUCUACGCGACGCUCAACUGGAAGUACCACGGCAAGGCGUCCAAGCUCGCCGCCAUGAUCCUCCUCGUCGUCGCGCCCUUCUUCAACAUCGUCUUCUGGUGCCUGUUCUUCCGGCGCGUGCGCGGCGUCACCGAGACGCCCAAGGCCGCGGACCGCGUCUGAGCGCCCGCCGACCGCCGAAAUUCGACAUUUCCACUCCCCCGUCCCGGGCCGCUCCUACUUCGUAACAGUCUUGCUUUGCUUGGA
This is a messenger RNA of Pelagomonas calceolata, 1043 nucleotides long. Lineage: Eukaryota; Pelagophyceae; Pelagomonadales; Pelagomonadaceae. The record is from the annotation of a GenBank genome assembly.